CGAGUUCAUACAGCUCCUUCCAUCAAAUUUCCAUCCGCCCUAGUCUGCUUCUUUGAUCUGCCAAGCUAUCUCCUAAGUUCUUAUUGUAUAAGGAAAAAGAUGAAGAAAAAGACGGACCAAAAUAAGAGGGAUACUGAUUUGGUUGCAGUGAUGAAUUGUAAAUAAGUUGCGAGGGGCCAUUCCUUUUGGAUUCGGGAGAAUUGUCGGCGAUCUGGACACGGGAUAAAAGAUGCAUUUUUUCCAUUCCAAGCCGAGGGUGUUGUGCAAUUGCACAUCCAUUAUUCACAGGAUGAUGACUAAUAAGGCAAUAAGCCAUGCAAGAAGAAACACAUUGUUGGAGAUUGAGUCCACAACUCAGACAUGGUGGAAAGAAGCCGAUGUUUUCAAUGCUGAUUCUUGUCAGGAGCCUCCCCAACUUAGGCAGAAGUUCUUUGGCAAUAUUCCUUUCCCCUAUAUGAACGGUGUCUUACACCUCGGACACGGCUUCUCGAUUUCAAAGCUCGAAUUUGCAGCUGCAUACCAUAGACUUAAUGGUAUGAAUGUGUUGCUGCCAUUUGCUUUUCACUGCACUGGCAUGCCGAUCAAGGCAGCAGCCGAUAAAAUUGCAAGGGAAAUCCAACAGUAUGGUGAUCCUCCACUAUUUCCAAACUUAGAAGAGGAUAAUAGGCUGAAGUACCAGUGGGAGAUUAUGCGUGAUCUUGGCAUUCAAGACAGUGAAAUAUCAAAGUUUAAAGAUCCACAAAAAUGGUUGAGUUACUUUCCUCAUGUUGCCAUGGACGAUCUUAAGGCCUUCGGUUUAGGUUGCGACUGGAGACGGUCCUUUGUUACUACGGAAAUAAACCCAUUUUUUGAUUCAUUUGUAAGGUGGCAAAUGAACAAGCUGAAAUCAAUGGGGAAGAUAGUUAAGGAAGCUCGACAUACAAUAUUCUCUCCUUUAGAUGGUCAACCAUGUGCAGACCAUGACAGAACAAUAGGGGAAGGGGUUCAACCUCAGGAAUACACUCUCAUUAAGAUGGAGAUGGUAGCACCAUUCAACUCUCCAAAGAUGAAAGCAGCUUUGGAGGGUAAAAAUGUGUUUUUGGCUGCCCUGACUUCGAGGCCCGAGACGCUGUAUGGGUUGACAAAUGCAUGGGUGUCACCAGAAGGUCGAUAUGGAGCCUUUGAAAUCAACGAUACUGAUGUUUUGGUGCUUAGCCAUCGAGCUGCCCUUAACCUUGCAUACCAAGGGCUAUCUAAAAUCCCCGAGAAGACCAGUUGCUUACUCGAGCUGACAGGGUCUGAUUUGAUUGGGCUUCCUUUGAAAUUCCCGAUGUCGUUUCGUCAAAUUCUUCAUGUUCUUCCAAUGCCGGCAACAACCAACACCCGGAUUGUUGACAAAGGAACAGGAAUUCUAACCAGUGUACCUAGUGAUGUGCCGCUCGAUUACAUCUGGUUGCACAACUUGAAGAUGAAGCCUGAUCUUAGAAAUAAGUAUGACUUGAAAGAUGAAUGGGUGCUUCCGUUGGAGAUUACACCAAUCAUAUUUGUUGACGGGUUUGGUGAUGAAGCUGUUGCAGAGAGAGUUUGUAAGGAUAUGAAAAUUGUUAGUCAGAAUGAAAAGGUGAAGCUUGAAGAAGCAACAAAAUUGAUAGAUUCACUUGAGGGAAAGCUGCUUGUUGGGGAACAUGCCGGAAAGGGAAUCAACAUAGUAAAGCCACUGAUCAAUAAAUCACUGAUUGAAACACACAGAGCAAUUCUAUAUUACGAACCGGCAAGUCAAGUCAUAUCAAGAUCUGGUGAUGAAUGCAUUGUGGCUUUGACAGAACAAUGGUUUAUCACAUAUGGUGAAGUUGAGUGGAAGAAAAUGGCUGAGGAAUGCUUGUCGAGCAUGACACUAUACUCUGACGAAGCAAGACACUGGUUUGAGCAUUCACUAAGUUGGCUUAACAAAUGGGCAUGCUCACGGUCGUUUGGGCUUGGAACUCGGAUCCCAUGGGAUGAGCAGUUUCUUGUGGAGUCACUUUCUGACUCGUCUCUAUAUAUGGCUUAUUACACUGUUUCUCAUCUUCUGCAUGGUGGUGACAUUUAUGGUGCACGAUCAAACUCAUCCAUAAGACCCGAACAAAUGACAGGGUUUCAGGCAAGGAUCUGAUUCAAAAUCAUUUAAUGUUCUGCAUAUACAAUCACACAGCAAUCUUGCCCAAGCACCACUGGCCUCGUGGCUUCAGGUGCAAUGGUCACCUCAUGUUGAAUGCUAAGAAAAUGGCCAAGGGUACUGGGAACUUCAUGACUCUGUGCAGCAGUCUUAGAGAGUAUGGUGCUGAUGCCAUCAGAUUCGCUCUAGCUGAUGCUGGUGAUGGUCUUGAUGAUGCAAAUUUUUCGUCAGGUGUUGCCAAUGCUGCUGUUUUGCGGCUUACUAAAGAACUCUCAUGAAUGAAAGAGGUCAUGGAUACCACGGAGUCAUCUUUAAGAGUAGGAGGUAAAUAUACCUUUGCAGACCGGGUUUUUAAUAAUGAGAUGAAUAUUGCAGUAAAAAAUACAAAAUUCAACUAUGAGCAUUACAUGUUCCGUGAGGCUCUGAAGACGGGGUUUUAUAAUCUUCAAGCUUCGCGAGAUGAAUACAGAUUGAUGUGUGGUCCGACCGGGAUGAACCGUGAUCUCUUGUGGCGAUUCGUGGAUGUCCAAAUCCGUCUUAUCACACCUAUAUGUCCUCAUUUUGCUGAGUAUGUCUGGAGGGUACUGUUAGAGAAAGAAGGGUUUGUAGUUAAAGCAUCAGGUUGGCCUAAAGCUGAUGAGCCAGAUUUAAAUCUUAAGUGGGCGAAUAAGUAUAUGCAGGACUUGAUAUCUCGGAUGAGAAAAUUGCUUCGUAAAAAAAUGUCAAAGAAAGGAAGUAAUGAGAAGAAGUUGGGGGUUUCAGUUGUAGUGGUUGUCAAAGAGGAAUUUGAUGGAUGGAAUGCAGAGUGCUUGAGAAUCUUGCGGGGCAAGUAUGAUAAGGAGGAAUGUUGUUUUGCACCCAAUAGAGAAAUACUUGAUGCCUUGGAAAAGAGCUCCCUAUCUCAGCCGCUGGAGCCUUGCAUGCCUUUUAUAAGAUUCAAGCAAGAUGAAACUUCUGAAUUUGGCGUUCGUGCUUUGGAUUUGAAACUUCCCUUUGAAGAGAUGAAGUUGCUUGAAGAAAAUUUAGAGCUAAUCAAGACACAAGUUGGGGUUAAAAAUGUGCAGCUCUGUUCUGUAAAUGACCUAAAUGAUCUAAUUGACAGAGCCGGUGACCUUGCAAAUAUAAAUCCUCCUUCUCCUGGAAAUCCCACUCCCAUAAUCAUGUUUAUAUAACUACGAAGGUGGAGCAAUGGAUGACACUUUGAUGUAGGGGUGGCACAAAAAGGGAAACAGAAGGAGACUGUACCAAAACCAACCUGAAAAAUCCGUUCCGAGGUAAAACCGAGUCUGAAUGGUCAGGCUUUAGACUGAAAAAACCCUGAAAAAUCCGUUCCGAGGAAAAAAGACCUGCCACUUUGGACUUCCUGAUGUUCAAAAUGCAACCCAAACUGUCAACCACAACUCCACAAGACUACUGAAGUGUAAAUCAAUAGCAAAGUUGGUUCAGAGGUUGAACUUCUAGAAUUUUUGUACUCUGCGGUUAAAGGAAGGUGGAGGAACAGAUGACACUUUUGAUGUAGGAGUGAGCACAAAAAAGGGAAACCGCAGGAGACCGCCCCAAAACCAACCCAAAAACUCUUUCCCAAGAUAUACAAGAGGUGCAAAGUUCAAGGAAUGAUUAGAGGUUGGAUGCUUGAAAUUGCAUAUUCAAAGUUGAUAAACCCUAUAUUCAUGUGUUAUUUGAGUCUUAUUAUGUACUGUAAUGUAUUGUUGUGUGAACUUUGAUGGGCUAUAUAGUGAAAUUGUUUUUGGAUGUGAUUAGACUUUUGGAUUAUAUCAUGAAAAUUCUUGUUCCAAUCUUGGAAAAUUGUUUGUUGGCAUUCAUAAUGGUUUGAUGUGGUCUAUAGUUUUUCAAACCAUGAAUACAUAUGAAAUUGGUUU
Cuscuta campestris is the source of this 4014-nucleotide messenger RNA. The record is from the annotation of a GenBank genome assembly. NCBI's taxonomy places the organism in Eukaryota, Viridiplantae, Streptophyta, Magnoliopsida, Solanales, Convolvulaceae.